CUCCGGGGCGGGGCGAGCGGCAGGCGGUGCCGGGCCGGCCAAGUUGGAGGGCGCCCCGCCCGCCCGCCCGGCGCCCUCCCCGCCGGGGCGCGCUGCCCCAGCUCCGCGCUCCGGGCCACACCGGGGAGGGCGCGCGGCGCGGCGCGGCGAAGCCGGAGGGGAGCUCCGGACCGCGAGGUGAUGCGGGCGGCGGCAUGGAGUUCCCGGGCCACGGCGGGCGGCUGCUGGGCCGCCUGAGGCAGCAGCGCGAGCUCGGCUUCCUGUGCGACUGCACCGUCCUGGUGGGCGCCGCGCGCUUCCCCGCGCACCGCGCCGUGCUGGCCGCGUGCAGCGUCUACUUCCAUCUCUUCUACCGGGAGCGGCCGGCGGGCGGGCGCCACACGGUGCGGCUCAGCGGCGGCGUGGUCACGGCGCCCGCGUUCGCCCGGCUGCUGGACUUCAUGUACGAGGGCCGCCUGGACCUGCGCGGCCUCCCCGUCGAGGACGUGCUGGCCGCCGCCAGCUACCUGCACAUGGACGACGUCGUCAGCGUCUGCAAGGGCCGCCUCCGGGCGCAGGGCCGCGCGCCGCCGGUGACCCCGGCCCCCGGCGCAGAGCCCGCGCGCCCGCCGCCACGCCCCCUGCCCGCCGGGUCCCCCGAGCUCCGCGCAGCGGCCCAGAAGACCAGGCUGCCCGGGACCGGGCUCAAGGCCGCCAUCCCUCCAGGGGCGCGGGGGCCCCCUCCCUGGCAGGCCCCGGUGGAGUCGGACCGGGCACUGGACCUGUCCCUGAAGCCCGGCCGGAGGCGGGAGCCAGGCCGCCCGUCCGCUGCCCUCCAGACCCCGCCCUGCGGUCAGCGGCCGCGAGGGGCCGGGCCACCGGUGAGGGACCAGCAGGACUCGCCGUCGGGGCCGGACCGCGUGGGCCCCCUGAGCCCCCCCAGCCCCCUGCAGCCUCCCCGCGUUCCUGCCGCCCGGCGCCUGGCGGGAGGCCUGGAGCUGCUGCCCGGGGGGCUGGGCGGCCGGGAGCUGGAGCUGGACGCCGGGCGGGAGGCCGCGGAGGAGGACCCGCUGGCUCCCGGCGGCCGCCUCUGCACGUGUCCGCUGUGCGGCCAGCCUUUCCCCAGCGCCCACGCGCUGCAGCGGCACCUCAGCGCCCACUUCCGCGAGCGCGACAGUGCCCGCGCCCGGCUCUCGCCCGACGGCGCCGUGCCCACCUGCCCGCUGUGCGGGAAGACCUUCUCCUGCGCCUACACGCUCAAGCGCCACGAGCGCACCCACUCGGGCGAGAAGCCCUACGCGUGCGGGCAGUGCGGCAAGAGCUUCCAGUACUCGCACAACCUGAGCCGCCACGCCGUGGUGCACACGCGCGAGAAGCCCCACGCCUGCCGCUGGUGCGCGCGCCGCUUCACGCAGUCCGGGGACCUCUACCGCCACGUCCGCAAGUUCCACUGCGGCCUGGUGUGACCCUCCGCCGCCGGGGAGGCUGGGGCGGCGCUGGGUGCUGUGCGAGGGGCCCGGAGCUGGUCGGCGGGAGCCCCGGGGCUGCCCGCUGCUCCCACUUUGUGCCCUGUCUGUGACGCUGUCUUCCUCUCCUCCCAGUUCUGGGGGUGUCGCAAGGGCCCCCGAACUUGGCCCAGGCACCUCGCCUGGGGCAGCCCGCGUGUCCUGCCUUGGGGACUCCCCUGGCCCCCUUAGGGGACCCUUGUGCAUCUGGCCCCACUUGGCGAAGGGUGCACAUCACAGAAGUUGUCAGUGAGGCCCCUGCGGGGGAGGCCGGCGCACUGGGGGGCCACGAAGCCUGGGGAAGCAAGCGGCUGGGGGGUGCCAGGCUGGGGGGGGCGGCCAUGACCCCCACCUGUAGCGCAGGCGGAGAAGUUGGAAUUUGGAAAGGGUUCUGUUUAGAGGCAGGGCCUCCGAGUCUGCCAGCUGCCCGCCCUGGCCGUGGGCCGUGCCCCUUCCCGCCUGAGCAGAGGGUCCAGGCCCUCAGCCUGGGAGGGGGCGCUGCUGGGCCACCUGCUCAUCCCCCAGCCGCUGGUCACUUCCAGAGCAGAGAGGGGGCGAGGCUGCUCCCACCAGGGGCUGUGCCUGGAGGGGUUCCGUCCCCGCAGGCGGCCAUUGCAUGUGCUGGCUCAGGGCAGGGCCCCCGCCGCAUGCACAGCCCCCGCCUGUGGACGUUGCUGUGUCCGGGCGGCCGAGGCCACCCUCCCUGCCCGCCUGCGCGCUGGGCAAAUCCCGCUGCUGGAACCCCUGGCUGUGGCCGCGGCAGCCCCGGG
Messenger RNA from Myotis daubentonii (Daubenton's bat), 2254 nucleotides. RefSeq names its product zinc finger and BTB domain containing 42 (gene ZBTB42). Gene Ontology annotation, molecular function: protein binding; DNA-binding transcription factor activity, RNA polymerase II-specific. NCBI's taxonomy places the organism in Eukaryota, Metazoa, Chordata, Mammalia, Chiroptera, Vespertilionidae. Gene Ontology annotation, cellular component: nucleus. Gene Ontology annotation, biological process: regulation of transcription by RNA polymerase II. The record is from RefSeq and is a predicted model, not a curated record.